GAAGUCACACCCUCUCUACACUAAAACCCUGAACCCUAUUCAGGAGCAGAGCGCAGCUCAAGAACAAAUAAAGCCAGAAGAUGAGACCACCACGUGGCGGCGGGAGCUUCAGAGGUAGGGGAGGAAGAGAUGGCGGAGGACGCUUUGGUGGUGGUGGUGGACGUUUUGGUGGCGGCGGCGGACGAGGAGGAGGCGGUCGUUUUGGUGGUGGUCGUGGUGGUGGAUGGCGUGACGAAGGACCUCCCAGCGAAGUCGUUGAAGUUGCAACCUUUCUGCAUGGUUGUGAGGGUGAUGCUGUGACCAAGCUCUGUCAAGAGAAGAUCCCUCACUUUAAUGCUCCAAUCUACUUGGAGAACAAGACCCAGAUUGGGAAAGUUGAUGAGAUCUUUGGUCCUAUUAAUGAAUCUAUGUUUUCUGUUAAGAUGAUGGAAGGUAUUGUAGCUACCUCAUAUUCUGAAGGGGAUAAGUUUUACAUCGACCCUCUUAAGUUAAUGCCUCUAGCAAGGUUCCUUCCACAACCAAAGGGACAAUCUAUGGGAGGUCGUGGGAGAGGCAGAGGUGCUCCUAGGGGCCGUGGUGGAUUCUCUUCCAGAGGUGCUCCGAGAGGCCGUGGUGGAUUCUCCUCAAGAGGUGCUCCCAGAGGCCGUGGUGGAUUCUCCUCCAGAGGUGGCCGAGGGAGAGGAGGAUACUAAUAAAUCUAUUUUAGCCUUUUGGCUUGUAAUAUUUGCUUUUAAUCUUGGAUAAUGAAAACUGCUUUUAAGAAGAAACCAUGACAAUGAGGUGAUUGUUUUUCCAGAUUCUAGUUUUUUGUUACUAUGUUUUAUCAAGUGAGUAAGAUGUUUGAUCAGUUA
This is a messenger RNA of Eruca vesicaria subsp. sativa (arugula), 851 nucleotides long. The record is from the annotation of a GenBank genome assembly. NCBI's taxonomy places the organism in Eukaryota, Viridiplantae, Streptophyta, Magnoliopsida, Brassicales, Brassicaceae.